This is a messenger RNA of Symbiodinium sp. CCMP2456, 396 nucleotides long. NCBI's taxonomy places the organism in Eukaryota, Dinophyceae, Suessiales, Symbiodiniaceae. The record is from the annotation of a GenBank genome assembly.
AUGCGCGGGAAGCUCUCCACGCAUUUAGAAUCCAUGAGCUCCCGAAACUUGAGGUUUCGUCAUGUUGCGAUUUGGCGAGAUCCCUUUCUUGGAGGGACAAUCGAUCACCAUACCGUUGUGUACGAGUACCUGGACGGCAGACGCUUGAUGAGCCUGAAGCUGGACUGGGGCCGAGACGGCUUGCAUUUCCAUGACAGCCCUGAGGACCCCUGCCCCAACGGUGACGUCUUGGAGCGAAAGUGGUGUGCCCGCUUGACACCAGUCGAGGUCCUGUUGCACUGGGAUGAUGUCAAAGAGAGAAACUACGAGCUUUCGCGAUGGAAUUGCCAGCACUUCAGCAGGUAUAUGUACGACAAGGCAGAUGAAGGAGGUGUGGACAUGGUAAAACCGAGUUGA